AUGUUUUCCGACGAAGUGGUGGUGAAACAAGAGAACUUGUCUGCCGAUGAAAUCAUAAGCGUUCACGAAGUUUGUCUGGGUGAGAAAUAUGAAAAGAAGGCUCCAAGCGCUCGGCACGAAUCAAUUUUAACCUCGUCGGAGAAGUACGAUAUGGAUGUGUCUCGGUCCUUCUUCCGCGACGGCUUCUUUAAUGAAGACCAGGAUCAGUUCGCUUGGACAGAAGAAGACGGAAACAUUGUUUCUCUUGUCUCGGAACCUGGGUUUGGAACUACAGGACAAACAUCUUUCGGGAGGGAUUUGGAUAUGGGUUUGCAUGCUCAGACAAAGGAAGCCCAAUCAUCGAGUUCCAUGUUUGUAGCUCGCAAAAUGAGUACAUCUUUAGAUCGGUCUUUUGGAGGAUCUCAAUUAGUUUCUUCCACUACAACUGGAAAUCCAGUUUUAGAUCAACCAAAGAAAAAUCAGGGUGCCCGUAAAGUGGAUAAGUCGGAUCCUCGUUCCAAAGUACAUUACAUGAAGUAUGUGAAGAGACUCGGAAAGACUGUCAAACUAUGGGAGUGUGGUAUUUGUGGAAGAGAGUUCCAACAUCAAUAUACUUUAAUGCGCCAUCUUCCAACUCAUACUGAUGAGAGAAAUUUUCACUGUGUAACCUGUGGGAAGAGCUUUCGACAGCUUUCGACUUUAAGCCAACACCGAGCUAUACAUUCUUCAGAACGGCCCUAUGCUUGCGAAGUAUGCAAUAAAACAUUUAACCGCGUCUCUACCCUGAUAUCCCAUUGCAAGACCCAUUCCAGUGAGAAACCCUACCGGUGUCAUCUUUGUCCUAAAGGAUUCCAUCAAAAAGGCAACUUGAGAAACCAUUUGUUUACGCACACAAAUGAACGUCCCUACCGUUGUAACAUAUGCUUUAAGGGCUUCAAUCAACAGUCGAAUCUGGUCUGUCACAAAAAUAAGGCUCAUCCAGAUGAAAACUCAUCUUCAUCCAAUCAAGUCCAAAUUGCUGCCCAAGGAACAUCUAUUAGCCAAACUGGAUCAGAUUCAAACAGACCUCCAUCAGCACCGUGUGAGGUUUCAUCGACAAUGGGUCACCUAAUGCCACCUCUAACAAACGAAUUUGACUGGAAUAUAAAAAAUGACUGGCAAAACAGGGUGUCUAAUCAAAGUGACCCCGAGGAAUGGGGUUCUAUGAUCAAUGGCGUCGUGGUAGACGCCAUAGAGACUUACCACAUGAAAGUUGCUAAGGCUACUAAUCAAACCCCCUUCGCUUUGUUGAAACCGGACACAGGAAUUCCUGUAUUAGUCAAAGUUGUUAAUGUCAGUUUGCCAGGCGGAAAGCAGAUGCUUGUACCUGCUACCGCUGAAGACCUGCGGGCUGGCGGCAAAAUCGUGGUCCAGAAAGAGGGAGAAGACGCUGUGACUCAAGAUGUUGAGAGAGCGGUUCAAAUCAAAGUGCCCGUUGUAGCUAUAGUUGUACCGAAAAUGCAGCCAAGUGGCAGACUUCACAUCUCCGUGGAAGAGCCCCACCAUGUAUACCACACGACUUUGAAUUCUGACGUUAUAACCGUCAACAUUUCCGACUCGUGUACAGUCAAAGAUGAAGAAGAGAAAAAAGAAUCCACGAGAAAUCUGCCAUCGCCACCUAAAAACGAAAUUCUAAAACCAGGGCCAUCAGGAUCUCGGAUAUCUUGCGCGAUGCCUUCCCCAACACCUUCACCUCCGCUCGAUCUGAUCUCAAUGGAUCUGUUUGAACCUAUUGAAUGUAUACCCUUAGGUCCUCAGAUAACGGCAGUCGAUGAUAUCGAUCACGUCCCGUCCGACGAUUCUGACAUAUUUAUAGGGGAGUUUGAAGAAAGCAUCCCGUUGAGUGAUUCUGAUUGA
This is a messenger RNA of Bombyx mandarina (wild silkworm), 1875 nucleotides long. RefSeq lists its product as uncharacterized. Gene Ontology annotation, biological process: embryo development; regulation of transcription by RNA polymerase II. Gene Ontology annotation, cellular component: nucleus. The record is from RefSeq and is a predicted model, not a curated record. Lineage: Eukaryota; Metazoa; Arthropoda; Insecta; Lepidoptera; Bombycidae. Gene Ontology annotation, molecular function: RNA polymerase II transcription regulatory region sequence-specific DNA binding; DNA-binding transcription factor activity, RNA polymerase II-specific.